AAGGACAAAACCGUAACUUCACCCACAUUCUCCGAGAUCUAAUAAUAACAUCCGGCCGGCCGGCAUCUUCACAAAUUCCCGUUUCCUUUUACCAUCUUCGCCGGAGUUCUUCACUCUCCGGUUUCUUCUCAUCCAGAUUCACCUCUACAAAACCUUCAAUUCGAAUCAAAUCCACAAUUCGCAAUGUUAGCCAAGGCAGAUCCUUCUCAAAAACUCUACACGCGCAUGCGGUUAUGGGAGUUUUCCGAUCAAUACGUUGUGGAACCUAGUGACGGUUCGUCUGGAUCGUGUUUGGCGAUUAGUCGUGUUAACGGCAACAUGACGCUUCUAGACGAAGUUCCAAACGCUACUGGCCGUGCUCCAAAAAUUCAGACCAUUUUUGGUGUUGUUGGGAUACUAAAGCUUUUGGCAGGAUCAUAUCUAUUCGUCAUAACAGAACGUGAAUGUGCUGGAUCUUACUUGGGUCAUCCUAUUUUUAAAGUAUUAAAGCUGAAAGUCUUUCCCUGUGAUCUUUCUGUGAAAAACUCUCCCGAGGAACAGAAAAAGAUGGAGUCGGAGUUUUCUUCCAUGUUAAAAGUUGCAGAGAAGACACCUGGCCUUUACUUCUCAUAUGAUGUUAACAUAACACUAAGUGCACAACGGUUGAAUGACUUGGGUGACGAGUCAAGGCUUCUUCCUCUUUGGAGGCAGGCAGAGCCUCGGUUUCUUUGGAACAACUAUAUGUUGGAAGUUCUGAUUGAUAACAAGCUCGACCAUUACAUGCUUCCUGUUAUCCAAGGAUCUUUUCAGAAUUUUCAAUCGGCCGUCGGGAAAGAUACAAUAGAUGUCACCCUCAUCGCACGGAGGUGCACUAGGAGGACUGGGACCCGGAUGUGGAGAAGAGGAGCUGAUCCUGAUGGCUACGUAGCAAAUUUUGUAGAAAGUGAACAAAUUGUACACAUAAAUGGCUAUACUGCAUCGUAUGUGCAGGUCCGAGGCUCAAUACCGCUUCUCUGGGAACAGAUUGUUGAUCUAACAUAUAAGCCUAAGUUUGAUAUUGUGAAACCUGAGGAAGCAUCUCGAGUUGCUGAGAGGCAUUUCCUGGAUUUAAGGAAGAAAUAUGGAAAUGUGUUGGCUGUUGAUCUUGUCAAUAAGCAUGGUGGUGAGGGUCGCCUGUGUGAAAAGUACGCCGGUGCAGUACAGAAUAUUCUUAGCGAUGAUAUGAGAUACGUGCACUUUGACUUCCAUCGCAUCUGUGGACAUAUCCAUUUUGAACGCUUAUCUAUUCUUUAUGAUCAAAUCGAGGAUUUCCUUGUUAAAAAUAGGUACUAUUUGCUAAACGAGAACGGUGAAAAGAUUGAAGAACAAAUUGGAAUCGUACGAACUAAUUGUAUUGAUUGCUUAGACCGCACAAAUGUCACACAGAGCAUGAUUGGGCGUAAAAUGUUGGAACUCCAACUUCAACGGCUUGGUGUUUUUGAUGCUAACAAAACUAUUAGCUCCUAUCCUAGUUUUGACGAUUGCUUUAAAAUAUUGUGGGCAAAUCAUGGGGAUGAUAUAAGCAUUCAGUAUUCUGGUACACCUGCUUUGAAAGGAGAUUUUGUCAGAUACGGCAAGAGGACCACCCAAGGGAUUAUUAAUGAUGGUAUAAAUGCCCUAACGCGCUAUUACCUGAAUAAUUUUGUCGAUGGUACAAAACAGGAUGCCAUUGAUCUAAUGCAAGGACAUUACAUUGUUUCUGUUUCUCGAGACAUGGCUUCCAAAAAGCCCCAAGGAAAGGUUGAGGCUGUUGCGUCUUUCCGUCUUGCUUUAGCGUUGAUAAUAACGGGGUUUGUUUUUGCAAUGAUGUCACUCAGGAAAGUUCGGUAUGAUGUUUGGCAUUUGCUAUUUUCCCUAUUGUGGGCGGGACUAAGUUUAGCGAUCGGGGGAUUUGUGAAGGCCAAUGGUCGGGUUUUCUGUAAUCGACCUCGUCUGCACAAACCUCCCUAUUGAAUGUGUUGUUUUGCAAAGGUAUUAUUCAUUAUUUAUAGUCUCUUUGAGAGCUUCUUCAUUGGUCAUAUAAUAACUUUGAAUUCAUUUGUAGCUUUCCACUUCUGUUUUCUAACUUGUGACUGAAAUAUUGCAGUCACUUUUAUUUUAUGGGUUUCUUGUUAUAUGAUGUGUUUUGACUUUAAAACAAAGUCAACUGAUUAAAUUUUGGAAUGAA
Helianthus annuus (common sunflower) is the source of this 2185-nucleotide messenger RNA. Its product is annotated as phosphoinositide phosphatase SAC6. Lineage: Eukaryota; Viridiplantae; Streptophyta; Magnoliopsida; Asterales; Asteraceae. Gene Ontology annotation, molecular function: phosphatidylinositol-4-phosphate phosphatase activity. The coding region runs from base 184 to 1971 and encodes 595 amino acids. Gene Ontology annotation, biological process: phosphatidylinositol dephosphorylation. The transcript has 20 exons. The record is from RefSeq and is a predicted model, not a curated record. Gene Ontology annotation, cellular component: endoplasmic reticulum.